This is a messenger RNA of Oldenlandia corymbosa var. corymbosa, 2293 nucleotides long. The record is from the annotation of a GenBank genome assembly. NCBI's taxonomy places the organism in Eukaryota, Viridiplantae, Streptophyta, Magnoliopsida, Gentianales, Rubiaceae.
GUUUUAAGGGCAAUCUGUAGUUUCUCUAAACUUCGGAGAGGUCUAUGUUAUUAACCAAAAAUCCAACUGUCUGAAUUUUGAAGAAUCUGAAGCUCAACUCUGCAAUUGAACUAGAAAUAUCUGGCAUUUGCCAUUUUCCCCUUUGCUUCAGAAAAUCUGAAGCAGAAAUGUCAUCAACACUGUCCUUGUGUUUCAACCUCAACCCACCUCAGUCAUUCCCUAGCAGAAUUCAGCAUGACCCAUUUCUGAAUUUCCCUUCUCCUUCUUCUUCUUCUCUGGGUCAAGAUUCUGUAACCAAGUAUUCACAUGUUCGGUUUACAUUUUCGCCUCCGAAUUCAAACGGUGGCAACAACCCUUUAAGCUAUGGGCCUCAAGAAGAGGCCAGAUGGCUCCGGGAAGAACAACGGUGGCUCAGGGAGGAGCAGAGAUGGCUCCGUGAGGAGUCACGGUGGAAAGGUGAAAAGGAAGCCCUUUUGAUUGAAAUUCAGAGGCUAAGUUUGAGGAUACAAGAACUUGAAGCCCUGAAUUCCGCACAACAAGCUUCUGUCACUGAGGCUAUAGCUAAUAUAGCAAAGCUUUUGCAGGUUUUAAAGGAAGGGGAGCUGGGAAAAAAUAUUAACAUAAUUUCUGGGAACAGUUCAAGUGCUCUGCCAUUUGUGGUGGACAGUGUACAGAAAGAUGACGAAGUGAUAAUAAAAGAAGUUGUUAAACCUCCAGAGGCAGAGAACAAGGUAAAGAAGAGGGCACCACUGAGGAUGGGGUCGGAAGGAGAUGAUGUGCAAGCAAUGCAGCAAGCACUACAAAAACUGGGAUUCUAUUCUGGUGAGGAAGACAUGGAGUUUUCCAGCUUCUCGUCUGGGACUGAACGAGCUGUAAAAACGUGGCAAUCUUCACUUGGUGUUCUGGAAGAUGGGAUCAUGACUGCAGAUCUUCUUGAGAGGCUAUUCGCAGAUCACGAACUUGGCGAACAUAGUUUGACGGAAAGAAAAAGUCCUGAAGAAUCUGAUAUUAAAAUCCCAGAGAAGAAGGGUGCAAAUGGAGCCGCUACAGCUUCCAUAACCGAAAUAUCAGAAGUUGAGAAAACUGUUGUCAGAAAAGGAAGCGAGACAGAAGUUGACGUGACUAAACAUCGAGUUUUUCUUCUUGGAGAAAACCGGUGGGAAGAACCUUCAAGGCUUACUGCAGGUAGAAACAAACCACCUGAAACCAAGAGUGGCAAAACUACGAUAAAAUGUCUUACUUGUCGUGGAGAAGGCCGCUUGUUGUGCAUGGGUAAAAAAUUUCUUUCCCCUAUUCCCUGUUGAACAUUGUAACUCUGCUUUUCUCCUCGGGAUCUUUCUCAGAAAGACUCAUCUGUUACACAUCACUCUUUCGUGAACUAUAAAUACUUUUGGCCAAUUGAAGUAUUUAAUCAGUUUUAACAUAGAAGAUAAAUGCCAUUAUAAUCUUUAGUCAUACAUGUAGAUUAGUGCUAUCUGAGACGAAACAGUGUGUGAACUUUUCAUCAAUCCACCAUGACCCUGUACAAAUUGUAAUUGUAUUACUAUUCCCUUUUUCUUUGGCGCAAUUUUAUACACAUCUUUUCAUGUUUGAGUAAACUUCUAACAUUUUCAUGAAAAAUGAAAACUUAAACUCCAUCCUUUUAGGUGAAAUAAUGGUUUUUCUAGUUCUAUUGUACAACACACGAGAUACACAAAACUAAUGUAAACUUCCCCGUUUCUGUGCAGAAUGUGAUGGAAGUGGUGAGCCAAACAUUGAGCCACAGGUUAGUCAUUAGUGUGAAUUAUUGACUGUAAUAAACUUGGAUUUACUUAUUUGUCCAACAUGCUAAUCACUGCUACUACUUUUUGCCUGUCAUUUUAAAAUCUUCUUUUGUGAUUGCAGUUUAUGGAAUGGGUUGAUGAGGGAACCAAGUGUCCAUAUUGUGAGGGUCAAGGGCACAUAACUUGUGAUGUAUGUGAAGGUAGAAAGGUCAUAGAAGCAUAAUCACUUUAUGCGUAUACAAGUAACCUGUUCAUAGAUCAUUGGGUAGAAAAUUAACUUGUAUACGGAAUUACGGAUAAAUGUAUCAUGUAUGCAAGAGAAAACAUAACGUGUUAUUCAUGUAUCGAUCCGGAAAUAAAUAAUAUGAAUAACUUGUUUAUCAUUCAAAUAAAUGAGUGUAUGAUUUAUUCAGCUCAAUGAAUCAUGUAUCAAAAAGGGUUAUACAAUCAUAUGUUCAAUUCUCAACAUUUCAAAACAAAGGAAUACUAUAGAAACAGUAGAGUGUUAUAACCAAUCAUUUCAAUGUUGC